This is a messenger RNA of Hippocampus zosterae (dwarf seahorse), 5528 nucleotides long. RefSeq names its product plakophilin-4-like. Gene Ontology annotation, molecular function: cadherin binding. Lineage: Eukaryota; Metazoa; Chordata; Actinopteri; Syngnathiformes; Syngnathidae. The record is from RefSeq and is a predicted model, not a curated record. Gene Ontology annotation, cellular component: nucleus; cytoplasm; adherens junction. Gene Ontology annotation, biological process: cell-cell adhesion; cell-cell junction assembly. Bases 612 to 4061 code for a protein of 1149 amino acids. The transcript has 22 exons.
AGAGUAUUUUCAAGUAACAAAAAGACGUCGACGUUUUCUACCAAUGACGGCGCACGCCGACAUCCUCACUUAGUUCUGCAGUGUUUGUUCUGGAAUUUAUCACUCUGGGAAUCCAACACAGUCUGUGACACUUCACGCAAUCCCUCCAAGGACUGUUGACUUCUCUGCUGUUUAUUUACAAAAACUGCACCCAAGUCACUUCGGAGCUUCCUGGAAGAAAGGUGACCUUUGUUCGCCCGAGUAAGGAAAGGAAAGAGGCAGCACCUGUCGAUGUCACUUCCUUCCUCGGAGGGUCUUUGCGAUCGUGAUUUGUCCUGUCCCGAGCAUGAUAUCCGCGUAGCCGAACAGGAAGAGCGCCCCGCCAGAGUUGUGUGGUUUUCAUUGACCAACCCCCCUGAGGGGAUUCCUCCCGUGAAGCGUAAAACCAUCGCCGCGUUGGAAAGUCAGAUGAGAGGCUGGGUGAGAGUGAAAAGGGAGGAAAUGAGAUCCCAGGCCAGUGGGUGUAUUUCUUCCCCUUUGCCUUCGCUGGAGGUUUUCCUUUGAUUGUUGAGAUUUUCGAGGAAUCCCACUAUGCUCCCCCACUCGGCUGUAGUUUCGGGGAAGGGCGAAGGAUGUCCGAGGGCUUGGAGCUUCAGUUUGAGCGGCUAACGCGGGAGCUGGAGGUUGAGAGGCAGAUUGUGGCCAAUCAGCUUGAAAGAUGCAGACUUGGGGCAGAAUCGCCGGGUGCUGGAAGCAGCAGCUCAUCUGAGAAGUCCCUCCCUUGGAGAACUGCCGACGCCCCCACCCCAGGGGACCCCCAGUCACGGCUCGCCGGCAGCUCCCGGUCGCCAAGCUACCGCAUCAGGAUUGAGUCGGAGCGGUUGUCUACGCGCUCCCCGGAGCACUCCUGCCGCCGUGAAAGGUCCACGGGGAACUCACGUAGUUCAAAUCAGAUGAAUUCGUACUCGGACAGCGGCUACCAGGAUGCGACCGGCGGUUACCACGUCGGCCAGACGGUGGUCAAAUCCGAGCUGAGGAUGCAGCACUCCUUCCCCGGCGCGGGUACAAGCAUAAGCACAAGCACCCCCGUCAAGAUCGCCAUGGCGGAGGGGCAAGCCUCAGUAGAGGUGCCAUCAGUCAGCGGAGUAGUGCCCGGCCGUGAAAUACGGAGAGUCAGCUCAGUGCCUUCUCGCUCUCACUCCCCGUCCCACGUCAGCAGCACGUCGCCCUCGCACGGCUCCCUGCACGCCUCGGCCGGCAGCGGCUACUGCUCGCCCAUCGUCACGGAACCCAAACCCCUCUCCUGCAUCUUCUCCACCACCUUGCCCUCCCCCGCCCAGCGCACCGGCGGCUCGCCCCUCACCACUCAGAAAAAUUCCCCCGCCGCCCUGCGACGGGUGGGUUCCGCCAACUCCAGACCGGGAAGCACCAGCCGCACCACGUCGCCCUACCAGGCAUCGUUGGGUUCGUCGUCGGGCCGCAUGGGCUCGCCGCUGACUCUGACGGACAACUGUCAGAUGAGCAAGCAGCCCAAUCACGCGUCUCCGGCGCGAGCGAGCAUGGUGGCCGUUCCCCAGCACUACAGCUCCACUCUGCCCCGCUCCGUCAUCCACAAUGCCGACGCCUACGGGCCGCAGGGGUACGACGUUUACGACAAGAGGAUGCGGCCCGACAGCCUCGCAGACGCUCUGGUGGAUGAUGACAUUCAAGGCAUGCGGAGCACAUAUGCCAGUCAACACAGUCAGUUGGCCCAGGACUUGAGGUCCACCAUAUCCCCGGAGCGUCGCAUUGCGCCCAUCUUUGAGGACCGCAUGUUCCAAGCCCCAUUGUAUCUCAGCCCGGGCCACACGCAACAGGGCACCAUCUGCAGGAGCGCCUCAGGUGUGGGGAGUCUCCAGCGGACGCCCAGUGCCAUGACCUACCAAAGAAACAACUUGGCUCUUAACACAGCCGCCACCUAUGCGGAUCCCUAUCGCUCGGCGCAGUACCGGCCGUGCGAUUCCAAUUACAGUCGGCAGGCUGCUAUUAUCGACGAUCCCACCCGCUCGCCAUCAAUAGACAGCAUCCAGAAGGACCCCAGGGAGUUUGCAUGGCGGGACCCGGAACUGACCGAGGUGAUUCACAUGCUGCAGCACCACUUCCCCUCCGUGCAGGCCAACGCAGCCGCGUACCUUCAGCACCUCUGCUUUGGCGAUAACCGAAUUAAAACCGAGGUGUGUCGGCUCGGCGGCGUCAAGCAUCUGGUCAACCUGCUGGACCACAAAGUCCUCGAGGUCCAGCGGAACUCCUGCGGGGCUCUGAGGAACCUCGUGUAUGGCAAAGUGAUGGACGAAAACAAGAUCGCGCUGAGGAACGCCGGAGGCAUCCCGGCUCUGCUCCGACUGCUGAGGAAGAGCGUCGACGCCGAGGUGCGGGAGCUCGUCACAGGGGUGCUGUGGAACCUGUCGUCGUGCGACGCCGUCAAGAUGACAAUCAUUCGCGACGCCUUGACCACCCUGACCAACACUGUGAUCAUCCCCCACUCGGGAUGGAGCAGCUCCACCUUCGAAGAGGACCAUAAGCUCAAAUUUCACUCGUCGCUGGUGCUGAGGAACACCACAGGUUGCUUGAGGAACUUGAGCUCAGCUGGCGAGGAGGCCCGAAAGCAGAUGCGAACCUGUGAGGGUUUGGUUGACUCAUUGCUCUACGUCAUCAAAGCUUGUGUCAACACUUCAGACUUUGACAGCAAGAUAGUGGAGAACUGCAUUUGCACACUAAGGAACUUGUCCUACCGUCUGGAGCUGGAGUUGCCCCCGUCGCGCCUGAUAGGGGCGCAGGAGGCGGACGCCAUUUUGGGAAGCGAGUCGCCGUGCAAGGACAUCAGCUCCAGCUGCUGGGGGAGGAAGAAGAAGAAGAAGAAAAAGAACUCCCAGGAAGACACUUGGGAUGGAGUGGGACCCAUCCCAGGCUUCUCGAAAUCACCCACGGGCGCUGAGAUGCUUUGGCACCCUGCGGUGGUGAAGCCUUACUUGACACUACUCGCCGAGAGCUCCAAUCCUUCCACACUAGAGGGCGCCGCCGGGUCACUUCAGAACCUGUCGGCAGGCAACUGGAAGUUUGCAGGGUACAUCCGCGCCGCAGUGCGUAAGGAAAAGGGCCUGCCCAUCCUCGUGGAGCUGCUGCGAAUGGACAACGACCGGGUGGUGUGUUCGGUGGCCACCGCGCUGAGAAACAUGGCAUUGGAUGUGCGGAACAAAGAGCUCAUAGGGAAAUACGCCAUGAGGGACCUGGUCAACCGCCUCCCCGGGGGAAACACCACCUUGCUGUCGGACGAGACGGUGGCGGCCAUCUGUUGCACCCUGCACGAGGUCACCAGCAGGAACAUGGAGAACGCCAAGGCCCUGGCGGACACGGGCGGCAUCGAGAAGCUGGUCAACAUCACCAAAGGCAGAGGGGACAGAUUUUCUCUGAAAGUGGUGAAGGCGUCCGCUCAGGUUCUUAACACGCUGUGGCAGUACAGAGAUCUACGCGCCAUCUACAAGAAAGACGGAUGGACCCAAAACCAUUUCCUCACACCGGUAUCCACCCUUGAGCGGGACAGGUUCAAGUCGCAACCCACCCUGCCCACCAACAGUAUCCAGAUGUCCCCCCUCAACCAUCCUGCCGCCAGCGCCAUGUCGUCUCCGGCCAUUCGUGAUCACACCCUGAGAGAUUAUCAGAGAGCGCAGUCAACUAUGCAGUUUUAUAACUACCAAGUGGACAACAGUAUUCACAAAAAACACUAUCCAGGGUCGGGAAUGACUUCUUCGUACUACUACCACCCGUCGCCUACGCGAGAGGAGCCCAGAAGAACACAGCCUUUGUACUACGCCGACGAGCCCAGCAGGAGGACCUACGACCCAUACAGGAUGUAUGUGCAGCAUCCGCUCGGCUACGACGACACCUACAUGGAUGAGAUUAUGGCGUACGCGCCGACCGUCGACUACGGCGGCCAGCAUCACACGCUCAAGGCCGCCAACAACUACGUGGACAUUUACGCCAGUACGCGGAGGCCCUCCUACCGGGCCGAGCAGUACCCCGGUUCUCCCGAUUCGUGGGUCUGAAACGCAACCACGAACUAUGAACCUGGCUUUUAAAAUUUAAAAAAAAAAAAAAGAAAGAAAAAAAAAGACGUGUGAAUGUGUGCGUGUGUAUACAGUGGAUAGCGAUAAGUUUACACACCCCUGUUCAAAUACUUGUGAUAUAAACAAAAAUUAUUUCAAAAUGUUUUCCACCAGUAAUGUCUCAACUCAGUUGAAAAAUAAAUAUUAUAGAAGGGGGAAGUAGAAAAUAAUGAACUAAUAGUGAAAAAAAUAUGGUUGCAAAAGUCUUAACACCCUCUUAUCAAUGGAAAUGGCCGUGGAUCAUGACUUGUGAUAUUAUUCAAAAAUGUAAACAAGCUACAUAGAAUCAUUUAACGGAGUUGUUCAGGUCAUGUUGGAAAAAGCUUUGAAACAACAUAGCGGGGGCGGGGGGGUUGUUUGUUUGUUUGUUUUUUUUUACACAUCACCAAAACCUGGCAUUGGACCAGGGAUGUGUAGACUUUUUAUACCCAUUGAAUGUAGGGGAGCGACAGCAGAGGGAAUUAUGGAAUGUGUGCCAAUAGAAGGGAAUUAGUUAAAGUAGUUGAGGGGGGGACACACACAGCAAUUUCUAAUGUUUCGAUUUGUGGGGAUGUUCCAUACCAUUUUUUUUUUCAGCACGAGCUUUCGGUUUGAGUACUCAAAGAUACCCAUUCCAUGUACUGAUACCUCUCGUAUUUAUGACACAUAAAAGUUCACUAAACACAAUGACAGAUAAUCUGGAACAAUGACCUUUCCUGAUGAUUCACCAAAUGCCACAUUGCAUCGGCUAUUUUUGGCAAGAAGACUUACUUUUAAAAAAAUUUUUGCUUAAAGUAUUACUGGCUGGUCACGGCAUCCUUCUUGAGUGCCCGAUACCAAUACCUGGAAGCAUUACUCGCUCAUCCCCAGUCAUAAAUGGCUUUUAAAAAUGUGAAGUAGUGCAGAAUUGCGCAAAUUUGGCCGUUUAUCCGAUGUGUGUACCCCGUUUUAGAGACAAAAAAAAAAAAUCAUGUGGGGAGACAAAAUUGGACAUGAAUGACAGUCCUGCUUUGUUUUAUGUUAGAUUUUUUUUUUAACAGCUUGUCUGAGCGCAGCGAGGGCGUGAGUCAUGUGAUGCGAGGAUCUGCGGGAAGAGUCAAGAUGGAGGUUGUGUGUGUAUGUGCCGAAGCCAGCAUGGAGUGGGGAAAAGAUUGUACUAAAGGAUGAAACUGUUAGCUCUACUUACUGUUGUAACAAUGUUGUGUUUUCUUGUAAAUACAGUACAUGUGGCCUGGUUUACACUCAUCUGCACUGCUCUACAAAUCCUGAAAUUGUGCCAUAUUAAAUCUCUAGAUAUAUAUAUAUAUAUAUAUAUAUACUGUAUAUAUAUAUAUAAAAAUAUGAAGAAAGUAUGUGGAGGCAACAGUGGCAUAUGUAUACAUAGUAUAAACAUGAUAUGAUAAUAAAAAAGGACAGUUUUGUUUUGUA